CCCUGCCAGCCCGCUAGCCCAUCUGCCCUCUGCGCCCGCGAUUGCCCCCUUGCUCCCCGUCUUCCUUCUCUUCCCCUCGCUCCUGGGCUAGGACUGCCCCCAGGGCUAGAGCCCAGCAGCGCUUCCUCCUCUUCCUUCUCUUCCUCCUCCUCCUCCUCCUCCUCCUCGGCGUCCGCCCGUCGGUGCGCCUGCCCCCGUGGUGCUGCCGCCGCCGCCGCCACCCACCGUGUUCCAGCACAUGUCCAGAAUCCGCGGGAGCCACGGGCACCGCAGCAGCACCUCUGGUACCAGGCCCUGCUGCCCGCUAGCCAGCUCUCGACGGCAGGAUGCUGUGCUUCCUGAAAGGGAUGGCCUUUGUGCCCUUCCUCCUGGUGACCUGGUCCUCUGCUGCUUUCAUCAUCUCCUAUGUGAUCGCCGUGCUCUUUGGACACGUCAACCCCUUCCUUCCAUACAUCAGUGACACAGGAACAACACCUCCUGAGAGUGGUAUCUUUGGAUUUAUGAUCAACUUUUCUGCAUUUCUUGGUGCAGCCACCAUGUACACAAGAUAUAAAAUUGUGGAGAAGCAAAAUCAAACUUCUUUUUUCAGUAGUCCAAUUGUUAACAUGGUAUCAUUAGUCCUUGGAUUGGUGGGCUGUAUUGGAAUGGGCAUUGUAGCCAAUUUUCAGGAGUUGACUGUUCCCGUGGUCCAUGAUGGAGGUGCCCUGUUGGCUUUUGUCUGUGGUGUUAUGUAUACCCUCCUUCAGUCCAUCAUCUCCUACAAAUCAUGCCCGCAGUGGAACAAGCCUUCCACCUGCCACAUAAGGAUGGCCAUCUCUGCUGUGUCAUGUGCUGCUGUUAUUCCCAUGAUUGCCUGUGCCUCACUAAUUUCCAUAACGAAACUGGAAUGGAAUCCAAAUGAAAAGGAUUACAUUUAUCAUGUAGUGAGCGCGAUCUGCGAGUGGACAGUGGCGUUUGGCUAUUUCUACUUCCUGACUUUCAUCCAAGAUUUUCAGGGGGUAUUUGUCACAUGGCAGAAGCCAUAA
Dromiciops gliroides (monito del monte) is the source of this 1025-nucleotide messenger RNA. RefSeq names its product DNA damage regulated autophagy modulator 1 (gene DRAM1). Gene Ontology annotation, biological process: regulation of autophagy. The record is from RefSeq and is a predicted model, not a curated record. NCBI's taxonomy places the organism in Eukaryota, Metazoa, Chordata, Mammalia, Microbiotheria, Microbiotheriidae. Gene Ontology annotation, cellular component: lysosome.